AUGAGCGACGCCAAGACCUUCUCCCAGAUCCCCAUCCUCCCGCUUUCCAAAGCGCUCGACCCAGCGACUAAGCCUCAGUUCUUGGACGACUUGCGUUCAGCACUACUGAAUGUAGGCUUUUUGUAUCUUUCAGAAACUGGGCUGCCGGACGAGUUGGUGCGAAAUGUCAUUAGUGAGUGUGGAGGAUUCUUCGAGAAAUUACCCGUGAAAGAGAAGGAAGCGAUCGAGAUGAAGAAUCAGAAGAGUUUCCUGGGGUGGAGCAGAGUCGACAACGAAACCACGGCCUUCAACCCAGAUCACCGCGAACAACUAGAUCUCUCAACACCACAUCCCGUACCUGGACCUGAUGCGCCUUUAUAUCACAACCUGCUCGCACCUAACCAAUGGCCGUCGACGCAGUACCUCCCGGCAUUCCGACCCGUCUACGAAGACUACAUGCGGCGCAUGUCGCACAUCUCAACUCUAUUCACUUCGCUCAUUGCCGAAGCCAUCGGCCUGCAGCCUGAUGCCUUCAACAAGUUCUUCGACAGAGACCAGCAGCACAAGCUCAAGAUUGUAAAGUACCCCGAGGUUGACGUGCCCGACCUGCCAAGCGGUGCAAGCGAGAUUGAUAGGAAGAAAUGGGAGAUCAAGCGGCAGGGCGUCGGUCCACAUAAAGAUAGCAUGUUGACUAGCUACCUCUUACAAGCAAGCAACCAGCUCGGUCUGCAAGCGCAGAAUGCAAAGGGCGAGUGGAUAGACUGUAAGCCCAUUGACGGCACACUCGUCGUUGCUAUUGGGCAGGGCAUGGAAGCGUUGACGGACGGUGUGUGCGCAUCAACAACGCAUCGCGUGCUUAGUCCACGCAGAGGCGAAGGAGCGAGGUACUCGGUUCCGUUCUUCCAAGGCGUGAGCUACGACGCCCAGUUCGAGGCCAUGGACGUGCCCAAAGAGGUGCUGAAGUUGCGCGACGAGGCACGCAAAGCGCGCAAGGAUGAUGUGGAGUUUACGUUUGUCAAAGGACGAUGGGGUCACCUUGGCGAGGCUACGCUCAUGAACCGCGUGAAAUCGCACCCAGAUGUUGGCGAGCGAUGGUAUCCCGAGCUGCUGAAGCAGAUUCGCGCGCAACAGGCGGCAGCGGCCAAAGCGUCGUGA
Molecule: messenger RNA, 1134 nt
Organism: Cucurbitaria berberidis CBS 394.84
Lineage: Eukaryota; Fungi; Ascomycota; Dothideomycetes; Pleosporales; Cucurbitariaceae
Product: Clavaminate synthase-like protein
Exons: 2
Coding region: 1-1134 (377 amino acids)
Molecular function (GO): dioxygenase activity
Source: RefSeq, a predicted model, not a curated record